AUGAUGGCCUGCAGGCGAAUUGGUCUCUUGCGGUACUCGGUUAUUGGUGCACAAUGCCAUUUUUUUGCAGGAGUCUACUUGAUGUAUACCUUCCGCCCGCUGUCAGCUUGGAACCACUUCUACCAGGCUUCGACGUUCUACCGACUGCGUUUGAGACUAAUUGAUGGGCUUGAUAAGUCAGCGUAUGAGGCUGAACAACAAGGAGCCUCGGCAGCUCAACGCCUUGAGCAGAGUCUUUAUUGGUCGUGCUUCAAGUCAGAAGUUGAGAUUCGAGUCGAGCUGCCGUUGCCACAAUCUGCUAUAGCGGAAUAUGAGUACCCAGCUCUCUUCCCCACGCCACCAACUCUGUCCGAGGAGUACCCAAAGCAAAGAGACCGGACGUCAGAUUGGACUAGCUCUGAACCCGCAGCUAGGUCACCGGAUGGUAAUCCACCUAGACUGUCCGGUAUGGGAGUAAGUAAUCAUAUCACAAGGCUUUUUAAUGAAGAGCAAAGCUGGUACUACUACCUUACGGAGGUGGCAUUGAGGCGUAUUGGUAAUCGCGUUCUAAAUUCGUUUUACCGAGACGACCCAUCGACGUGGUCAAACAUCAAGCCGUUGAUCCCAAUAGCUCUGGAGUUCGAAUCACAGAUUGAUGCAUGGCUCGCAAACCUGCCGCCAGCCAUGCAGUCCUACGAUAAUGACCAAAGUCUAGGAAAUGCGAGGCAGGGAUCCUCCAUGCUGGAUACACAGGAAUCAAUAUCCAUGGAGCUUAGCUGGGCGCUGAGCAACCGAUUCCUCGAAAUUCGUCUGUGGCUUUACCAGCCAUUCCUCUUUUUUGCCGUUCAUCAUCCUACCGGCACCGCGUCAACAGCCACAGACACCAUGCCUUCCCCGCUGAGCAGCGAGGGGUUUGCCACGGUACAGGGACUCGUGCAAUCGGGUCUGGAUUGUAGCAUGAAGAUCUUACAAGCUCGGUGUCUUCGUCAUCGCCAUCACGGCAUCUGGUUCGAUCUUCGGGCUCUGGUUACAGCGUCACUGAUCUUUAUUGCUUUAGCACGAAGCGGAAAUGUCAAUCUCCCCAAUAUCCAUCCCAGAGGGCUGAGAGACCACUUAAACCGUACACUGGAGGCCCUAACCUAUUGGGAAGACGAAGCCCCGGAUAUUAAAAAGGCGCGGGGCGUUCUGGAUAAUUUACUGCGAGAGAUGAGUUAG
This is a messenger RNA of Aspergillus chevalieri, 1194 nucleotides long. RefSeq names its product fungal specific transcription factor domain-containing protein. The coding region runs from base 1 to 1194 and encodes 397 amino acids. The record is from RefSeq and is a predicted model, not a curated record. The transcript has 2 exons. Lineage: Eukaryota; Fungi; Ascomycota; Eurotiomycetes; Eurotiales; Aspergillaceae.